UUGAAGCGUGUGAAGCUGAAACAGUAAGAUUCACUGACAUAGAAAAGUCAUUCACAUCCAAAGAAGGGAGGUUAGCCUUAGAAGUUGGAACAAAGAAGAGUCAUCAUCGUCUAAAAAUUUUUGACUUCAAUGGAGGAAGAACCACCGAUCUACCGCCUCCCACACGACACGCUGCACCAGAUCUUCUCAACACUGCCACUGCGCCAAAUCAUCCUCUGCAGAACCCUUUCGAAAUUCUUCCACCACCUCCUCUCAACACCGUCGUUUCUCCACCUUCUCGCCGCCACACACCCUCCGCUACACCUCCUCGCACUCCGCCACCACCACCCUCACAGCCACCCCUUACACCUCUUCGACCCAGAACUCAACACGUGGCUCCACUUCCCCCUUCACUUUCUCCCCUUCCAUUCCCCUCUCCCUGUCGCCUCCUCCCACGGCCUUCUCUACCUUUGGGCCCAGCCCAAUCCCCCUCGGCCCAAUUCCCCCAAAUCACUCAUCUCUUGCAACCCCUUAACCCGCCAAUUCCGCAUCCUCCCCCACCUCGGCUCCGCUUGGUCACGCCAUGGCUCUGUUCUCGUCGACUCGGCUAACCGAGUCAUGGUCCUCACCGAACUCGCCGCGCUUUACUGCAACAACUCCUCUCACUGGCUCAAAUUCUCCUCCAAUCUCCCUUCUAAACCCCGCAGCCCGCUUCUCAUCGGCGACUCCGCGUUCGCUCUCUGCGACGUCGGCUCGCCGUGGCGGAGCCAGUGGAAGCUCUACUCGUGCCGCGCCGGAGCCGCCACUGCUUGGUCGCGGCUCGAGCGGCACGAGUGGGGCGAUGUCUUUGACAUCCUGAAGCGGCCGCGGCUUGUCCGCGGCCAUGGUAACAGAAUUCUUAUGGUUGGCGGGCUUAAAUCGUCGUUCUCGCUGAACUCGCCUUGCUCGACGAUCCUUGUUCUCCGACUCAACCUUGAUUCUCUCGAGUGGGAUGAGGCGGCGCGAAUGCCGCCGGAGAUGUUCCGUUGCUUCCAGGAGUCUAGUAAGUUUAAGGUAUUUGGCGCUGGUGAUAGGGUUUGCUUCUCGGCGAAGAGGAUUGGGAAAUUGGCGCUCUGGGACCGCCGUGCCGCGAAGGGGGAAGAGUGGCGGUGGAUUGAUAACUUGCCGGGGAAUGCUGAUGGACUCUACCGUGGGUUUGUGUUUGAAGGGAGGGUCAAUGCUGUGCCUUGAGGAGUUAGGGUUUAUGAUUGGAUAUUGGUAAUGGUAAUGUUGUGUUUUAAAUCGGUUAUUGUUUGUGCUUUUUAAUUUUUGUUAGUAGCACGAUUCUGAACUGUGAUGUAAUUGUAUUAUUUUUAUCAUUAGUUUGUCAAUGCAAUUUUUAAGUGAUUUGUAGAAUCUUGUGUUUCUGGAGUCUGCAUACCAACAAACAUGACUUGUGUAUAGAUUCUCC
Molecule: messenger RNA, 1429 nt
Organism: Abrus precatorius (Indian licorice)
Lineage: Eukaryota; Viridiplantae; Streptophyta; Magnoliopsida; Fabales; Fabaceae
Product: SKP1-interacting partner 15
Exons: 1
Coding region: 130-1209 (359 amino acids)
Molecular function (GO): protein binding
Source: RefSeq, a predicted model, not a curated record